This is a messenger RNA of Vigna radiata var. radiata (mung bean), 720 nucleotides long. RefSeq names its product 40S ribosomal protein S25. The record is from RefSeq and is a predicted model, not a curated record. Gene Ontology annotation, cellular component: cytosolic small ribosomal subunit. The transcript has 4 exons. Gene Ontology annotation, molecular function: structural constituent of ribosome. Lineage: Eukaryota; Viridiplantae; Streptophyta; Magnoliopsida; Fabales; Fabaceae. The coding region runs from base 122 to 448 and encodes 108 amino acids.
UCACGUGUCUCUUAUAAAGUGCCUAGGGUUUUCAGGUUUUCAGGUUUGUGCUUCCGCCUCUGCCCAGAGAAAGAGUGAAAACCUUCUUCUCUGUUACCUCCAACAAGUUGCAUCUAAUAUCAUGGCACCAAAGAAGGAUAAGGCUCCUCCACCUUCCUCCAAGCCCGCCAAAUCUGGCGGUGGCAAGCAGAAGAAGAAGAAGUGGAGCAAGGGAAAGCAAAAGGAGAAGGUGAAUAACAUGGUGCUGUUUGACCAGGGCACCUAUGACAAACUCCUCUCAGAAGCGCCCAAAUACAAGCUCAUAACUCCUUCUAUUCUCUCUGAUCGUUUGAGGAUUAAUGGAUCACUUGCAAGGAAGGCUAUAAGAGAACUGAUGGCUAGAGGUUCAAUCAGGAUGGUGUCUGCCCAUGCCAGUCAGCAAAUUUACACCAGGGCAACAAACACCUAAAUGUGGAAUUGUUCCUAGGUCAUGGAGUAUUCUUAGGAAUAGUGAAGUAUGUUCUCUUGAAGUUUAAGACGCAUCUCAUUGUUGCUGAAUCCAGGCUGAGAUUGUAUUUUUGGUUUCCUUCCAUGUUUUGAUCUUUUAAAAAUAUUUUGGCUCUUUUUUUACAUGUUGUGUUUUGUUUACUUGAUUUGUUAAUCUGCCGGAGAUUCUUUUGAAAGCAAAACCAAUUAGAAAAUGUCGUAUAUUUAAUGAUGUGUUUUGGCUGGGUUGGAUUA